ACCAUCGACCAACCUCCGCAGUUCGAUUGGAGACACCGGCCGGCGUCGACGGCUGUUGCGAAGCUCCUUUCACCUUCGGGUUCGCGUGUGUGCUAAAGUCUUUCUAACCACCGUAUCUUUUCUUCUUUUGUGUCGAACAACAACCGUGAGACUGUUCUGGACAGAAUCGGUCGUUAAAAUCGGGGGAAGUUUUUAGUGUGCGUUUCUACGCGACGGUGAAACUCGCGCGACAAUCGAUAGUCGAUCAAGAAGUUGGUUGGUUGAUUUCCUAGAAAUGCGAAAGUGAACAUUAUCGGAGCGAGCGUGUGCAUGUACAUCGCAGGACGAUGGCUGAACUUUGUGUUUGCCGAUUUUUUGUGAUCCUUGCUCAUCUGGCGGUCGUCUUGGUUCUCGCCCAAAACCCCAUCGAGGAGAAGACCACCUUCGAGGCUGCCUUUCAAGGAAGAUGCGGUCACGGGUCUCCGUGCGAGCAGCUCUGCUACGAACUUCACGAUGGGAUGUACGAGUGCGAUUGCAAGGACGGCUACAUUCUUCAUAAAAAUGGAUACAGCUGCGCCGAGUUGAAUUCGACGUCUCCGUCGACAGGCGAACUGGGUGAAUUAGUCGAAGACGUCGAGAACGAUGAAUUAACCAAGGACACAGACGACGAUGAAGAUGCUGUCGAAGAUAUCCUUUACAUGCGUGGCGCGUCAUUCACGAUACACCUAGACCCGCCGCCAGAAAAUUCAACUACAAAUUCCACGAAGAUUAGCGAGGAAACUGGCGUUCCUCUCGAUCGAGCCGAGCUACGAGCCACGUCUCAGGGUCCGAAUUUGGAACAGAAGCUACCAUCCACGAUGGAGAGUAUAGUGACCACGGAACCAGCAUGUUCGCUAGAUUGUGGUCCAGCCGGAAACUGCUAUAUCGAGCUGAACCACGGGGACGACGUUGACCUAAUCGACAACGAUGAUGCAAACGACGAUGCCUCGAUGGCCAUGGAUCUCGAAGGAAACGACGUGGCACCGAGACGGAAGCAAGGACCGUUCAGGCAACGGUGUCAAUGCCCCCUUGGCAGAGGUGGAGAUCGAUGUGAACUCGAGGCCGAGGUGAGAUCACCACGGUUUACCGGCUUUGGUUGGCUGGCGUUCCCCGCUUUAAAGACUGCUUACAAGCACGUCCAAUUAGAACUGGAAUUCCGGCCCGAGGCUUGGGACGGUAUAAUGCUGCUAACCGGCGAGAGAGACGAUCUUCGGGGUGACUUCAUGGCCUUGAUUCUGCAUCACGGCUUCGUCGAGUUCAGGUUCGAUUGUGGGAGCGGAGUCGGCAUAGUUAGAAGCACGCAAACAGUGAGGCUGAACGAAUGGAACAUCCUGACCGUCUACAGACAUCGAUGGGACGCCUCGAUUCGGUUGAAUCAAGACAAACGUGUCGAGGGAAGAUCGAAGGGGUUGUUUGCGAGGAUUACGUUCCUUGAACCGUUGUUCGUUGGCGGCCCCGGAAACACAACCGGCCUCGAGCGACUUCCGGUGAGGAUCGGAUUUAAGGGUUGCAUCCGGCAUCUGGAAGCCAAUGAAUACCGCUAUCGUUUCCCCCUUGCGCCGCAGGGAGACGCGGUGAAUGGUUUCGACAUUGAGGAGUGUACGGCGGACAGAUGCAGCAAGGUGCCCUGUUCCCAUGGCGGUAAGUGCCUGGCUACUGGAGGCGACACAGCUGUAUGUCUCUGCCCCCUCGGAUACACCGGCGAUCUUUGCGAGACCAGAGUGGAUCUUCAGGUACCGUCGUUCAACGGCUCCUCUUAUCUGCGUUACCCGGGAUUGGCCGACACGUCUCUAUCCUGGCUGGAAUUGGCUGUCACGUUGAAACCGACUGCCGCAGACGGAGUUAUACUUUACAAUGGCCACCACAGCGACGCCACUGGCGACUUCAUCGCGCUGUACUUGUCGUCGGGGCAUGUUCAGUUUACCUUUGACCUGGGAACAGGACCAGCUAGUUUGAGGAGCGAGAAUCCAGUUCGUCUGGGUGAAUGGGUGGAGGUGCGAGUGUCAAGAACCGGACGUUUGGCCUCGCUCGAAGUCGAGGACGACCCUCCGCAGGAAAUCCUGGCGCCAGGAGCUUUCACGCAACUGUCGUUGCCACUAAAUCUUUACUUGGGCGGCGCGCCAUCCACUGACAUGUACUCACCGAAGAUGAAAACGACCGCCAGCUUCGUGGGAUGCAUUCAAACGGUCAUUUUGAAUCGUCGCGAGAUUGGAAUUCUCGCCGAGGCACUGGGUGGAGUGAACAUCGGGAAUUGUGGACACGCGUGCGAGGCGAGGCCCUGCGGAGAUGCGGAGUGUCGUCCGCUCCGGGACCGAUUCACGUGUCGUUGUCGACCUGGCGUACCGCAUCCGUGUCCUGCACCGGACGACAACACGAUUCUGGACAGCUCUCUGGUGAAACCGAACAGUGGUACGCGAUACGAGAGAUCCGUGCCUAGUUUCUCCGGUAGCGAGAGUUACCUUCAUUACAAUGACGCUGACACAAUGAAAAGGAUAAUAAGCUACAGGGUGGACAUUAAUAUGAGAUUCAGAGCGAGUAGCAGUAGUGGGUUGUUGCUAUGGAGCGGACGCCAAGCAGAUCCACAAGAACAAAGGGACGAGAACGACGAUUUUCUUGCUCUCGGCUUGGAUCAUGGUUAUCUGUCUUUAGCCUAUAAUCUUGGCUCCGGUGAGGCUGUUCUACGAUACAACUUAACGAGACUGGACGAUGAUCUAUGGCACCGGGUCCGGGCAGUCAGGAACGAGCAGUGGGCGUCGCUGGUCGUCGAUAGCGGAACCGGAGUAUCUGCGUCAUCGCCUGGACAGCUCAGACAGCUGAACACUGACACGGGUCUUUACGUCGGUGGUGCACCGGAUAUCGUGAGGACAACGGGAGGAAAAUACACGAAGGGUAUUGUUGGUUGCAUCAGCGACCUGGUCCUCGACUCAGACUUCUCCGUAGCGCUAUCGUCACCAGGACAAGCCACCAACACACACUCGUGUAUCCCCUGAAAGAUAUCCAUGCCGUCCGACGUUAGAUGGUUAGGUCCGCGUGGACCAGCGCUUAGAAUAUGAAAAUGCGAUGGCCAAGCCAAAGAUCGACGUCGUUGCAACAGCGUUUAAGGUGAAUCGCGGCCGCCUUGAGACGCCUUGAACGCUGAACCACGUUUCGACGUGGAAAACGAUUUAUACACACCGAUCACACGGUUUAUCAUUUUUGUACAGACUCAUUAACGACGAAAUUCUCCUGAAGAGAAUAAUAAAGUAACAGAAAAGAAAAAGAAAAAGAUAAAAAGGAAAGGCUAACAAAAAAUAAAAUACACAUAAAAAGAGGAAGAAAAUAAAAUAGAGAAAGAAAGCGAAAGACUACGUCGUGUGAGACCGUCGAAAAAGUAGACAGCUUACUGUAAAUAUUAAUGAAAGAUAUUUGGAAAUCUGUCAGUCGCCUCAAGAUAUAUUUCCGUUCGGUGACAACUUCCUGUCUGCACACAUCUUCGUGUCUCGUGGGCUACUCGAUCUCAAGACGAUAUCGAGACCUCCGAUAUUCGAUGAUAAGGAAGAAAAUAAAUAAAAAAACUCUAACUUGUCCUACCUUUAGUAUGGUGUUGCGUUUGAAUGUGUUGCGUUGCACGCGCGAACUACACGGAUCCAAAACGCGAGUCGAACGAUGUUAAAGAACAUUGUCGAAUCUCCCCGAUCUGAGUUCCUGCGAAUCGUCGUUCCUAUCGCGCGUUUGGACGGAAGUUGUUACGUAAGGAAUGUGCGUCUAGUCACAACUACGAUUAUCUCCGGCCGGAUUAAGAACUUGAUAGAGCGCGUCACGAAGACGGCUUUAUGGCCUAAUAAGAUUAAAGUACGUAGAAAAAGAUGAGAAAGAGAAAAACAAGAAGCAUAACCCCGUCGCGUCAAUUUUUAUUAAGCUCUCCGACCGGAUGUCACGCGAAAUCUUUUAAUUGCGAGGCAUUGUCAGUUUCAAUCAAUCAAGUAAUCGAACACCUCGAGGCACCUUAAAUACGUCCAACCAGUUCACACCACACCUCUUAGAUCAUCGUCUAAGAUUUCUCACGAUAUCUUUUCUUUGGUGACCGCACGACACGCGACAACCAAUAUGUAGCGAUCAUUUUGUUUCUCGUUCGAGCGAGCACGCCUCGAACACUCGAUAGGGAGGAUUAGAUUCAGAACAGAACGUAAAAUCAAUUACGAAAGGUACAAGAAGGACCAAAAGCAAUUAACACCUUUAACAACGAUGCAAAAGCAAAUAGAAUUUCUGGGGAAAAUCGAACGUUGUACAUGGAGAAAUUAUUUUUCCUCUUAAACACGAAAAUAUGAUACUUCCAUUGUUCAGGCUUCGUUAAUUUACUCGAAAUUAAUAAGAUCUUACAUAUUUAAGAUGAAUAUAUUAAAUUUGAAAUUCUAUUGAUGGAUAGAAUAUUAAUCCAUCCGAAAUAUUUCUUUGAAAAAUAAAUAUGACGGUAGAAUCGCAAUUUUGGAACGUACAAAUAUCUUCCCUAUGUAUAACCGGCAAUUUUUCAAAGUUCUCAUUGCUUUUGCGUCCGCUCGACAUGCACGCGAGAUGAAGAGGAUCGGCAUCAUGCGUGCAGAAGAUUUGCGCGCCCGUGUUUUACAAGAACCACUAAUGCUUCGUAAGGUACUUCCGUAGCUGGCAGUGUACGCUCCUCGACGUUUCCGCUUAAGAAGCACCGAGCUGCACGUUCUAACGGUUAAAUAUCUGUAUAAAAAAAGUAGCGACUUAAUUACGAAGAUGUCCCCGCAUAUUUUCUUAAUUCGAUAAGACUUUUCCAAGCGACCCUGAACGAACGGAUCUGAUAUACAUGUUAACCCCUUCGACGUGGUAAAUUGAAAGGAAACAAUAGAGUUAAAAUGAUAAAAGAAAUAAGCCGAAAGUAUUCCGAGGACUACGAUAUGGGUAGAACCAUAAACAAUUCAAAAAAGAAUAACUUCACGAAUGGAAUAGAAAUUGGAAUAAAUGCAUAUCGAAAAAGACGAGCAUUUUCCGGCACUAAACCUCAGAAAAAAAAGUUGUUUCAUCGAUAGUUACGUAACUUUACAGAUUAUAGGAAACAAAGUUCUAAAGCCUUGUUUGGCAUUCCUAUCAACUGAUUCAAUGUUCCGUUAUACUACAUAGUAGUUCCAAAAAGGCAGUAAAACUUUAUUGCAACUUCGUUUUACGCGAAUUCGUGCAAAUCGAUUUGACAGACUGUGUAACAGUUCGCAAAGCUAAACUUUAUCUUCGUGAACACGUAAUAACGUUUACUUAGUUAACGUUUCACUUAGAGGUCUACCUGUAUGUAUAUCGACAAAAUGAUUUCUAGCUAUACUUGGAAAAUGUCGAUAAAUGAAUAAAAACGUCGAAUGGGUUAAAAGAAAGGAAUCGGUCGGAAUCUAUCGGUCAGGUCAAUACGUAUACAUGUCAUAUCUUAACGAGAACGCGGAUACGGAAAAAGAAUAAUAAUGAACAACGGUUAGGGGGAUAGAUGAAUAUAUACACUUUGAUUUCUCCGUUUUGCACGGGAAUGAUUUGAAAACUUCGAACGAUCAAACUCGUACACAUCAUGUAAAAGCAAUCGGCUAUAGUCAAUUUUGUACGAAUGUUAUUUUCUUGAAAUUAUAUAAAUGAAGAAGUGGAAUAGGGAAAAAAGAAUAUCAAAGAUGAAUGGUAGUUACGUAGGCAAGUAUAAUACUAUAAUAAUAAACGAUUAUUCGCGAGUGAAGUCACGCACGAGAUGAAAAUAUUUUAAAACUCCGAUCUCUCGGAGACAUACUUUUACUUCAUUUCCUUUCUGCGCCCUUUCUUGCCUCCUUCCUUCCUUCCUUCUUUCGUUCUUUCCUUCCUUCCUUCCCUUCUCCUUUAUUCUCUUCCACCCUAUCAUUUCUUAGCACAAUUUUUAACAACGUCAAUGUGUGUGUGUGUGUGUGUGUGUGUGUGUGUGUGUGUGUAUCAAUCUCUGAACAAUUCUCCAAGCUUCGUAAUAUGCUUGUAUAAACUUUGUUCGUGGAGAUCGUUUCGCUGGAACAGCGAAGCAUUUUUGUACAAAAAUCUCGCGACACUGAGUAAGCUUCAUUUUCAUCGCGCGUAGAAAAAUUGCACUUGUUCCACGCGUUUCAUUUGUAUAUCGUGCGUUUCAGUUUUCUCCUGUAUUCGCGCUUGAAACAAGGUUCCUGGACAAUUUUUAGCUAUUAGCGUGUAGCCGUGCAUAUCUUUUAUUUAUCGACGAUCAUCAUCAUCAUUUUAGAUCUCAUCAUUCGCAAGCAUCGUGCGCGUCAGACAUUGAUUUUUGUUAGUAUAAUUAGACGAUUAAGGGAAUCGCUUAGUUCGUCGAAUAAAUCUCUCGGAACAUUUUACUUAUAUCAAUUAAAUAAAUUGUGGCACAUUAAACGAUUCUAUUUCUUGUACCUUGAGUGGAUAUAUCAAAUUGUUUCAUGAUGUUUGAUAUUGCAAACUCGUGUCUAACAAACGAAACUGUGAACUUUCAAUGAAUAUAUCUCAUUUACCACUUACCUUUAAAAUAGAAUCUGUUUAAUCUUAAAUUAAAUUGUUCCGAUUUUUGUGAAACACUUUGAUGACUAGAAACAGAAAAGUUUAUGUGAAUGGUGUUUUCUCCGAAAUAUUUAUAUAUUCAACGUUAGUAAAUUUCUUAGAUGACUUUACCGAAAUUAUGAAUCAUUGUCUUUCGAUCCUAUGAAUUCUUCGAUUCUCGUUGAUCCUUCUGAAGAAUCAAAGAAGAAGUAAACAUACUUUCUUAUGAUAUUCACCGCUUCUCCUUCAUACAACAUCUACCCCACGUUUAAUUUGUCGAAGAAAUGCAUAAACUGAUCGUAAGAAUUUGUUACGUAAACUUUAGGUACUUUUUAUUUAAGAUCGGACAUGAAAAUCGUUUAUUUUUAUCUUCGAUUAGAAGCAUUUCGGAAGAAAUCGUGUAUAUUUGUUUCUAUGGUAGAAUACGCAUACGUUGUGAAACGACCAGACGAUGGUUGUAUAAGUCAACAGGUCGUACAAAAUGCCUGAUAAAUACAAUGAGGAUUAGUAUCCAAAUAAGGCUGAAGCGAAAUCGUACUUACAUCCUGUACUGAAUUUGAAUGUAAGGAAAAUUAGAAAAUCGCUGGAUAUCACACCUCAGACAAAGCGAGAAGAGAAAGGAUGCUAUUAUUAAAAACAAACAAAAAAAUAUCAUACAUAUUAAUAUAUAAUAGAUAUUAUAUUAUUACUAAAUAUUAUAUUAAUAUAUGAUGCUAUAUAUUAAAUAUUUCUAUUAUGUCCGUCUGCAAAGUCUAUUAGAAGAGUCUAUCCUGUCAACCUAUUCUUGCGACCCAUGUGGAUCUCCUCAAAUAUAUAUGUAUAUACAUAUAUGUAAGUGUGUGUAUGCAUGUAUGUAUGCAUAUAGAAUGGUCGAAAAUGAAUUUUUCAUAUUUCGAUGCUGCAAAAAAAGACAAAACGAAAUAAAAGAAAGACAAAAAAGAAAAAGAAGAAAAAAACGAGCACACAUCACAAACGAGACGUUUGAUAUCGAAAAUUUAAAAAAAAACGAAACAAUUCUCUCGCUCUCUCACUUUGGAUAAAAUUAAUAUUCGUGUAGAUCAAGUUCAAUGAUGAUAAAUGGUGCGAAGGAGCUUAUCGAAUCUGAAGGUAUCACGCAAUUAUGCACAGAGGAACACUUCAUUAGAAUCGUGCUAUCGUAACACUUGUAUACUUAGGUUUAUUACGAUCUUUUUCCAUCGUUGUAUUUUCUCAAGAAAAAAUUGUUGCUUUGCCUUAUUACUGAAUCGUACAAAUUAUCGCCAAAACAUAUCUUUUAUAGUUAAUUUAUAAUGAUUCAUAUUGUUUAAAUUUAUCUACUAGAAAAACAGACAAAUUUACUCUAAAACAGAUUUUGUCAUAAAAAGCUAAAUUAUUGCCUUUAUUAUGAAAACAUUUCUUUUUCUUUGGUGUAAAAAUAAUAUUUUUUUAUUAAGAUGAGAUAUAAAUAAAAAUGCGAUAGUUUUAUCAAAAAUUUGCGAAUUAUCGCUUAGCUUGUUAACUUAAAUUACCGAACCGUAAAAGUCUUCUAUACAAUUAACAUUUUCUUAAAUAAUUAUCAAACAAUAUGAAACACACGAUUCUAAGUUAAUUUACUUAUUACAUCUAGUGCAGCGCGAUGCAAUAAUUUAACGAAUUGUGUAUGUAUAUGUUGGAACACGCAGUGGUAUAAAUUCAUAUGAGCAAAUGUGUGUGUCUCAACCCAUGUUGUCGAAGCAUCAAUAAAAAAGAGAUUUUAUAAA
This is a messenger RNA of Bombus terrestris (buff-tailed bumblebee), 8273 nucleotides long. Its product is annotated as pikachurin. NCBI's taxonomy places the organism in Eukaryota, Metazoa, Arthropoda, Insecta, Hymenoptera, Apidae. The transcript has 15 exons. Gene Ontology annotation, molecular function: calcium ion binding. The record is from RefSeq and is a predicted model, not a curated record. Bases 327 to 3008 code for a protein of 893 amino acids.